Molecule: messenger RNA, 1002 nt
Organism: Oldenlandia corymbosa var. corymbosa
Lineage: Eukaryota; Viridiplantae; Streptophyta; Magnoliopsida; Gentianales; Rubiaceae
Source: the annotation of a GenBank genome assembly
AUGCAUACUCGUCCUGUUGUCUUACUCAUAGGUGUCAAACUUGGAACUUUCCAUGGGACAUGUGUUGGUGCUCAAAACAACACCAAAAUCGUAUUUGAUCCACAAAUCCCUGAGACAAACUCUUUGAAAACUAGGUUUACAAUCCUCUCAAAACAAAAAUUCUAUUUUAAAUACUACAACUGCAUUUCACUAAUCUUAAUCUCUGUAUUUUUCAGGAUUGUCGAAAACAAAGACUAUGCUGAAAAUGUCAUCAAGAAGAAACUUUAUGAGAAACAGAAGCAAGAGGUUCGAGUACCAAAAGAAAAACAUAUCCGUCAAAUCAAUCAAGUCCUUAACAUACAACACACGGUGAAAAAUUGUUGGGUCAAAGCUACAGCAACCAUAAAAGACAACCAACGUCUAUACACAACGAUUUGUCCGAAUUGUGACAAUCCAUCUGGUGCACCAAUGGGCAUAAUUUCUACUUGCAACUAUUGUGGUACCUCUGGAAAAGCACCAAAACCAGGCUUAAACUUUGUCAUCAACUUGGCUGACAUCACUGGUACUCUACAAGCUGUUAUCCAAAAUGAAUAUGCUGAAAAAUUGUUACGAUGCAGUGCUGAUGAAGUUUAUCAUAACCAUCUAGCGGUGAAUACAACAUUGCAAACUCAAGUUCUGUAUGCCAGGCUGAGAAUUUUUAAAAUAAAAGAAUCAGCUUUUGGUUUUGAACUUACAGCAUUCACUCCAGACCAAAAAACCUGUGAUAUGAUGAUUGAAGAUACACCAACAAAAGCUGUCACUACUCCAGCUACUUACCCAGCAAUCACAAGCUCACCAAGUCAACAAGGAAGUACUACAAAAUCACAAACUCAUGUUGACACUCCCACCUCAGUGGCAGAAGAUUCAGAAUAUGUUUCAGUACAAGAUGCAGAAAAGAAAGGUACUGCGGUCAAAAGAACUCUAACUCAUGAUAUUGAACGGGCAUCCAAAAAAACAAGAUUCCCUCCUUCUGAUCAACAGUAA